Trifolium pratense (red clover) is the source of this 1135-nucleotide messenger RNA. RefSeq names its product Golgi SNAP receptor complex member 1-1. Bases 227 to 898 code for a protein of 223 amino acids. The transcript has 5 exons. The record is from RefSeq and is a predicted model, not a curated record. Gene Ontology annotation, molecular function: SNAP receptor activity. Gene Ontology annotation, cellular component: cis-Golgi network; SNARE complex; Golgi membrane. Gene Ontology annotation, biological process: endoplasmic reticulum to Golgi vesicle-mediated transport; vesicle fusion. NCBI's taxonomy places the organism in Eukaryota, Viridiplantae, Streptophyta, Magnoliopsida, Fabales, Fabaceae.
AAAGCAACCCCUUUUUAUUUAUUUAUUUAUUUAAAUAAAUUUAAUUUUAGUUUUAAAAUGGCAAAAAAUACAAAGAAAGGAAAAUUGAAGAAUUGGUGUUGUUGUUGUCGUCGUCGUCGUCUGUGGCGUGGAAGCAGACGGCGUAUCUUCAUCUGAGUAAUAAACAAACCCAUAUCAUUCUCAUUCCACGAUCUUCAAAUUUUCAUCUUUCUUUUCUUUCUCAUCCAUGGAGGUUCAAAGUUGGGAUUCCCUUCGCAAACAGGCAAGAAAACUUGAAGCUCAGUUGGAUGAGCAAAUGGUUUUAUAUCGUAAAUUGGUUUCAACAAAAGUCUCUAAAAAUGGUGAUGCAACAGAGAGUGAUUUGGAGUCUUGGAUUGAGGGAUUACUUAACCAGCUCAAACAAGUAAAUUCACAGAUGCAAGCUUGGGUGUCCUCUGGUGGGUCAGAAAUGGUUUCUCAUACUCUGAAUAGACACCAAGAAAUUUUCCAAGAUCUCACCCAGGAGUUUUAUCGUCUCCGGUCUAGUCUUAAAGCUAAACAAGAACAUGCUUCACUACUUGAUGAUUUUAAAGAGUUCGAUCGAACAAGAUUAGAUUUGGAAGAGGGUGGAGGUUCUGAACAGCAAAACCUCCUUAAAGAACGUGCAUCUAUCAGCCGAAGUACAGGACAGAUGGACACUGUUAUUUCACAAGCACAAGCAACACUCGGAGCACUAGUCUUCCAGCGUUCAACUUUUGGUGGGAUCAAUUCAAAGCUCAGCAACGUGAGCAGUCGCCUCCCAACGGUAAAUACUAUUCUGUCAGCAAUAAAGCGGAAAAAGUCGAUGGAUACAAUUAUACUUUCCCUUGUUGGGUCCGUAUGCAUUUUUCUUAUUUUCAUCUACUGGCUAACCAAGUAAAAAGUUGAUGUUUACCGUGUUCGUAGCUUGGCUUUAUUCUAUUGUAUAAUUGUCUAUUAUGUUUGAUUGACGGUGGCCCUUCAUGUGAGGCAAAGCCUAGUAAAGGUGAAUAUGUGAAAUGUAUUUUUUUGACAUCAAUGUAUAAAAUUAUAUGCGUUCCAAUUCGUAGUUCGGAUAAUAAGAGGCGUAUAAGAUGAAAUAAACAUGUGCAAAUACUGGUUUGCCAUACUUGUUUAA